Messenger RNA from Strongylus vulgaris, 297 nucleotides. The record is from the annotation of a GenBank genome assembly. Lineage: Eukaryota; Metazoa; Nematoda; Chromadorea; Rhabditida; Strongylidae.
CCAGAUGACGAGGACAAUGAUGAACAUCAGCCGUUAGCUAGUCCACGGUAUAAUACAAGACGAGCUGCGAUGGCAGUGAAUACAUCAACAACUACUGCAUCUACAUCAGCGCCAACAGUGUUGGCUGAGGAGCUGCGCAAGGUGCUCAUCAGGCUCGGCGACAUGAGAUGUGGCGAUCAUGCUGUCUCACCAGACGAGUUCUUCCAGUCAGUUUGGAAGAUUUCGCCGAGAUUCAGGGUACCACCAACAAGACGCCCACGAAUUCCUAAGAUGUACCAUGGAUCGGUUGCACUCUGA